AUGGAACUACCCGAAAAUAGUUACGAGCAUUCGAAAGCUAAGUUUAUAGAUGUCCUUCCCCCUUUGUUUGCCAAAAAAGUUAGAAAAAUUAUGAGGAAUGAUCAUGGUGAAAUUCCUUAUAAGUAUUAUACUUAUGGUAAGCUGAUAGGAGUUUGCACUCAAGAAGGUAUAAAUUUUUGCAAUGAAUUGAAGUUAUCUAGACAGUUUAAGAUGGAUAAGCUUAAACAAAGAUCUCAACUAGGAGACUUUUGUACCCAGUUCGAUUUACCUGAUACUUUUGCUAAAAGCAAGAAGAAGAAACAUAGAGAUUCUAGAUACUCUAAUCCUAAUAAACCUUAUCGGAAAAAGAGAUCUAGAUAUAGAUCUAAGGAAGAGCGCCAGGCUAGAAAAGCCUUUCGCAAGUCUAAUAGAUUUAUCAAGAGUAGGUCUAAGUGGGAGCUCGCCAAAAUCAAGUGCUACAAAUGUGGAAAAUUCGGUUACAUAGCACCCAAUUCUAAGCUUGAAAAACUGAAAACCUUAGAACUUGAUGAAGAAGUUCAUGAUAAGACUUAUAGUUUCUUAUACACUUCUAGUUCUGAGUCUAAUUAUGAUUCUGAUUUAGGUUCUGAAGAAGAGAUUGAUUUGCUUGAUUUAUCUAAUAGUAAUCAACAUGUUAAUAUGAAUACUUGCUAUGCUUGUCAUGGUGAUAUUUGUUCUUGUGAAAAUGAUCAAUUUUAG
Solanum verrucosum is the source of this 717-nucleotide messenger RNA. RefSeq lists its product as uncharacterized. Bases 1 to 717 code for a protein of 238 amino acids. NCBI's taxonomy places the organism in Eukaryota, Viridiplantae, Streptophyta, Magnoliopsida, Solanales, Solanaceae. The transcript has a single exon. The record is from RefSeq and is a predicted model, not a curated record.